AUGUAUCAAAAAUCUCUUUCGCAAGACGAAGCCUUGAGAUACGAAGAGUUGAGCAAAGGAUACUUUGAAGAUUUCUACGCGGGAAGUACCCCAUCCACUUGCCAAUCGUCUCUUGAUUUUGAGGGUCGUUGUUAUUCGGAGAGUUCACUUCCUUCUUGUUCAAAUCCAGUCUCUCCACUUCUCCCUCAACAACAACAAAAAUCUUCUGUUGAUCUAACUACCCCUACUGACGCAGAGCUGGACGCCCUUUUUAACGAUAUGCUUCACAAAGAUUCUUCACUUGAACAUUCACUUGGAUUCGCUCAACAUCCACUCAUGCAUAAUGUGUCUCUCGGAGUACCAUUGACACAAUCGAACUUGACAGAAGGGAUGCCACAUAUGAACUUUGGAUGUGAGUCUCAAUGUGGAGUGCCGACAGUGGGUGUUGUCCCAGCCACUCCAUCAAUCCCGUCUGCAGCUUUUAACGGAAGUCACUUCUGGAAUAAUCACACCGAGGGCCCUCUUCCACCAUAUCUCAGAACUGAUGGUAUCAACAACCUUACAAUGGCCGUUCAACAAAUGUGCCAUUCGGAGCCAGUUUUGGCCGAGAUUGGAGCUGUGUCCACCUAUCCAGCCAAUCCUCUUCACAACGUUGCUAGUCUCCAAGUCCCAUAUAUUCCCAACAAUGGAGCGCUUUAUGACAACUUUGGCUCGAGAAGAUCACUUUCAAUCAGCAAUGAAUCAUCGAUCGAUUCGUCAUCCACUUCCUCUUCAACAUCUCCUCGUUACAACAGUGAAGCCGAGAAUCACUCACCGAAUCAAAGCCGAUUCUACGGAAAACUCAUUCCCAACCCAAUAGAAGAACAUGAGAAAUUCUAUGAAAAGAACCGUCUUUCAAUGAGCUGUUCCGUUUUGCCACGAAGAAGAGGCAGACAAAGCAAAGAUGAACAAUUGGCCAUGUCGUAUCGCUUACCAGCAAGCGCGGCUCUUAUCUCGGAUAUGUCUUUGCCUGAAUUGCAGAAAAUGUUGAGAAGUGAGGAUCUCUCUGAAGACCAAAAGGCCUUGAUCCGAAAGAUUCGCAGAAGAGGAAAGAACAAGGUGGCCGCACGAACUUGCCGUCAAAGACGCGGUGAAACGAAAGGAAUGCCACCAUCACCACAACCUAAUGCACAUUUGGCUACAUGGAAUGAGCCAUCCCGAACCCUCUACAGACGUCAA
Messenger RNA from Mesorhabditis belari, 1197 nucleotides. The record is from the annotation of a GenBank genome assembly. NCBI's taxonomy places the organism in Eukaryota, Metazoa, Nematoda, Chromadorea, Rhabditida, Rhabditidae.